CCGUCCGAAGGUGGCAGCACCGGGCCCGCAGUCCUCCACGGUGGGGCUGGCGCUGUGCAGGUCGCCCGCUGGCGGCGUCCGGGGCCCGACGCCGAGCAGGCCGGGAGAGGCGGAGGCCACACCCCGCGGCCCAGGCGCUUCCCGCCGGUGAAUCAUCGCCCGCAGCAGCGGCUCCCGCAGUCCGCUGCAGCACCCCGGGCCCGGCCUCGCCCCAGCCGAGCGCAGCGCCCCGCCUCUCCGCGACCCCUCGCUCCGCGCCGUGCGCCACUCCCGAUCGGCACCAUGGCAGGCAUCGCCAUGAAGCUGGCCAAGGACCGCGAGGCGGCCGAGGGGCUGGGGUCGCACGAGAGAGCCGUCAAGUACCUCAACCAGGACUACGAGGCGCUGCGGAACGAGUGCCUGGAGGCCGGGACGCUCUUCCAGGACCCUUCCUUCCCCGCCCUGCCGUCGUCCCUGGGCUUCAAGGAGUUGGGGCCCUACUCCAGCAAAACUCGGGGCAUCGAGUGGAAGCGGCCCACGGAGAUCUGCGCUGACCCCCAGUUCAUCAUUGGAGGGGCCACCCGCACAGACAUCUGCCAAGGAGCCCUGGGGGACUGCUGGCUGCUGGCUGCCAUUGCCUCCCUCACCUUGAAUGAAGAAAUCCUAGCUCGGGUUGUGCCUCUAGAUCAGAGCUUCCAGGAAAACUACGCAGGCAUCUUCCACUUUCAGUUCUGGCAAUAUGGCGAAUGGGUGGAGGUGGUGGUGGACGACAGGCUGCCCACUAAGGACGGGGAGCUGCUCUUUGUGCACUCAGCAGAGAGGAGCGAGUUCUGGAGUGCCCUGCUGGAGAAGGCCUAUGCCAAGAUCAAUGGGUGCUACGAAGCACUCUCGGGCGGCGCCACCACUGAGGGCUUUGAGGACUUCACGGGAGGCAUUGCUGAGUGGUACGAGCUGAGGAAGCCUCCUCCCAACUUAUUCAAGAUCAUCCAGAAGGCUCUGCAGAAAGGCUCUCUGCUUGGCUGCUCCAUAGACAUCACCAGCGCUGCAGAUUCCGAGGCCGUUACGUACCAGAAGUUGGUGAAAGGACAUGCGUACUCCGUCACUGGAGCGGAGGAGGUUGAAAGCUCAGGAAGCCUGCAGAAAUUGAUCCGAAUCCGGAAUCCCUGGGGAGAAGUGGAGUGGACCGGGAAGUGGAAUGACAACUGCCCCAGCUGGAACACGGUUGACCCAGAUGUGAGAGCGAGUCUAACACAGCGGCAGGAGGACGGGGAAUUCUGGAUGUCCUUCAGUGACUUCCUGAGGCACUAUUCUCGCCUGGAGAUCUGCAACCUGACCCCGGACACUCUCACCUGCGACUCCUACAAGAAGUGGAAACUCAACAAGAUGGAUGGGAACUGGAGGCGAGGCUCCACUGCAGGGGGCUGCAGGAACUACCCAAAUACCUUCUGGAUGAACCCCCAGUACCUAAUCAAGCUGGAGGAGGAAGAUGAAGAUGAUGAGGAUGGGGAGAGGGGCUGUACCUUCCUGGUGGGCCUCAUCCAGAAGCACCGACGGCGGCAGAGGAAGAUGGGCCAGGACAUGCACACCAUUGGCUUUGGCAUCUACGAGGUUCCAGAAGAGCUAAAAGGGCAGACCAACAUCCACCUUGGCAAGAACUUUUUCCUCACAACCCGAGCCAGGGAGCGGUCGGAUACCUUCAUCAACCUCCGGGAGGUGCUCAACCGCUUCAAGCUGCCCCCGGGAGAGUACAUCCUGGUUCCCUCCACCUUCGAGCCCCACAAGGAUGGCGACUUCUGCGUCCGCGUCUUCUCAGAGAAGAAGGCCGACUACGAAGUUGUCGAUGAUGAAAUCGAAGCCAACGUUGAAGAGAUUGAAGCCAAUGAGGAGGACAUUGAUGAUGGGUUCAGAAGGCUGUUCAUUCAGCUGGCAGGGGAGGAUGCGGAGAUCUCUGCCUUUGAGCUGCAGACCAUCUUGAGGAGAGUUCUAGCCAAGCGUAAGUGCCCCUUUGCAAAUCCCUCAUCAUACUCCUCCCCCUGUGGGCACGAGGGGACUCGGGAACUCCUUCCUUCGGGCACACAAAAAAUUUACCGAGAAGCCGACGUUGACAGGUCUGGGACAAUGAACUCCUACGAGAUGCGGAAAGCUCUGGAAGAAGCAGGUUUCAAGCUGCCCUAUCAACUCCACCAAGUCAUUGUUGCCCGGUUUGCCGAUGAGGAACUCAUCAUCGAUUUUAACAGUUUUGUUCGCUGUUUGGUUCGGCUGGAAGUGCUAUUCAAGAUCUUCAAGGAGCUGGAUCCGGAGAACACUGGGACGAUAACGCUUGACCUUAUCUCUUGGCUGAGUUUUACAGUACUCUGAGGUUACACGCCUGAAGACUUCUAAUGGAAGAAAACAGUCAACGCCUGACCUUCUAAACACUUUGUAUCUGGAACUUAAGGGAACAUUUACUUAAUCGGAUGAUUAAAAAAGAAUAUAACCAUCUGAGAUAGAUGAAUUUUCACAUAUCAAAGAUUUGUGUAUCAUUAAGCCAAAUGCAAAUGAAUUGCAUAACCCUUAGGAAGCUCAAAAAAAAGCUUUAUGUUUGUAAAUAGUAUAUACUUUUUAAGUCCACACAUUUUCCUGUUCAUAGCAAUAUUAAAUCAAAAAGGAAUGCAGAGAGGUUUAAAUAACUGGGCAAACAGUAAGUCAAUCUCUGAGGCUACAAGGCCUUGAUACGAACUUUAAAAGAAAUUAAGUUUUAAAACGCAGUGGUGGCAUCUACCACAGCAGCCCAGGGACUGCCACUUGCCCUGAGCAAACUCAGGAAAUGCAAUGAAGCAUCCUGAAGUAGCCUGGUGGAGACAUCUAAAGAAUCCAGGAGCCAAGAGUGGUGACUGGUACAACAACAGGAGUCUGAGACAAGGCCAACCUGAGCAAGACUCUGUCUCAAAAAAUAAAUGUCAAUUUAAAAAAUGCAUCCAUAAUUUGGUUCUAACAAAAGAUGGUUUUUAUACCCUUCAUGAACAGCAAGUCAUUCUUAAACUCAAGUCCUUGACCGUAUUUGGCCUUACACAUUUAAGUCUUAAGUCUUAUGAGUCGUGAGUAGUGAGAGCAUUCUGCUCCUCACCAGUGGAACCAGGUGUCCAGUUUGCAAGAAGAUCAUGAUAAAGGACAAACUGUUGGCUGCCUCGAAUUUUAUGUACUUCACUAACCCCAGGCAUUGUGCAUACUGCUGGGGAAGACAGGACUUAGAAGGUCUUCUUAAACAAGCUGGCUUCUUAAUCUUGAACAAAUGCUAGCAACAGAUUAAACAUAUUGCCUUAUCUCCUUCCAAAUGUACUGUUAAUAAAGGGUUGCAAUGCAGCCACA
Psammomys obesus (fat sand rat) is the source of this 3327-nucleotide messenger RNA. It is a transcript of the gene Capn2, whose product is annotated as calpain 2. Bases 283 to 2337 code for a protein of 684 amino acids. Gene Ontology annotation, cellular component: cytoplasm. The record is from RefSeq and is a predicted model, not a curated record. The transcript has 19 exons. Gene Ontology annotation, molecular function: calcium-dependent cysteine-type endopeptidase activity; calcium ion binding. NCBI's taxonomy places the organism in Eukaryota, Metazoa, Chordata, Mammalia, Rodentia, Muridae. Gene Ontology annotation, biological process: proteolysis.